AUGUCCGGCGGAUUAGCUGACCAUUCCUACGAUGACGACCACGCGGUGCUCGACGACGACUUCCUCAAUGAUGAAGUCGAACCCGAUGAACCGUCCUACAACAGCUCUGACCGCGCUCCCCUGACCGGCAACAUCCAGUCCUCGGGCUCGUCCUCGAGUGCCCCCCUGAACCAGAGUUAUCUGACCUCGAGGAUACCCGGGGAAGACAGACGCGCGCCGCAAAACACCUUGGACGAAAGUGUGUGGGACACCGUCUCUCGGGAUUUGUUCGCCGUGUGGGAAAAGAUGAAACAAGUCCUCUACCCGAAGUACCUGCUCGGUGGGAUGCUGCAGAGACAAGGCUCCGGAAUGGGUGACGAAGAGGGCGGUCAAGGGUUCGGUCGAGAUCUCCGAGGUCUGAUCGGAAGAUGGCCCGAUGCAGAUGGAAUCCUGCAGGGAGGUCUGAGUGAGGGUCUACGAGACUGGGAUCUCUGGGGUCCUCUCAUAUUCUGUCUGCUUCUGAGUGUGUUUCUGUCGAUGCGAGCCAGCAAGGAUCAGACCGAUCUGGUCUUCUCGGGCGUCUUCUCCGUCGUUUGGAUCGGUGAAGCCGCGGUGACGCUCCAGAUUAAAUUGCUGGGAGGGAACAUUUCCUUCAUGCAAUCGGUCUCGAUCAUCGGCUACACAUUGUUUCCUCUGACAAUCGCUGCCUUGCUGAGUGCACUGGGCCUGCCGAUGAUUGCGCGUGUUCCUGUCUAUCUUGUUCUUGUGGCAUGGGCUAUGGCCGCCGGGGUUAGCAUUCUCGGAGGAUCAGGAGUCGUCAAGAACCGGGUCGCGCUCAGUGUCUAUCCUCUAUUUGUCUUCUACCUGGGCUUGGGCUGUCUGUGUUUUAUCAGUUAG
Messenger RNA from Capronia coronata CBS 617.96, 876 nucleotides. RefSeq lists its product as uncharacterized. The record is from RefSeq and is a predicted model, not a curated record. Lineage: Eukaryota; Fungi; Ascomycota; Eurotiomycetes; Chaetothyriales; Herpotrichiellaceae. The transcript has 4 exons. Gene Ontology annotation, biological process: endoplasmic reticulum to Golgi vesicle-mediated transport. Gene Ontology annotation, cellular component: trans-Golgi network; membrane. Bases 1 to 876 code for a protein of 291 amino acids.